CUAAAAAAGAUCCUAGGCGUUGGCAUUCACAUGUAAACGGAUUUUAUGUGAAUGCUGGCUGGGCCAGUGAGUGUCAAGUGCAAGAAGAAGAAAAACGCACACUGAAUUUGUUUGUUGAUAAUUACAAAAUUGCAGCAAAAGGUUAAAAAUUAACAGAAUAGUGUAAAAUAAAUAGUUAAUAUUAAAUGGCAGCCUCGCGUUCGCGACGCAGCAAUGCUGGCAACAAAAUAGCCGUGUUGCUCGACGAAGAAGAAGAUGAUUUCUACAAAACUUCCUAUGGCGGUUUUCAGGAUGAAGAAGGAGACAACGAAUAUGAACAAAAAGACGAGGAGGAGGAUGUGGUCGAUUCCGAUUUCAGCAUAGACGAGCAGGAUGAGCCCAUAUCAGACCAGGAAGAGGCGCCGGACAAGAAACGCAAACGAGGUGGCGUCAACACAAAAGCCUACAAGGAACCGGCGAAACUCGUUGUGAAAAAGGAAACAAAAACCGCUUCCACACUGCACAAGAAGCGGGGUGCUGGCGGCGUCGGCAAGCGCAGAGUGCGUCCACGUUUCACUGUUCUGGACUCCGGUCGCAAAUCCAUACGCACAUCGACGGCCAUUAAAACACAGGCAACGAAAAUACGGCUCAAGGAACUGGACGACGCUCGCAAGCGCAAGAAGAAAAAGGUGCGCGUCGAGGAUUAUAUGCCCACGCAGGAGGAGCUCCUCGAGGAGGCGAAAAUAACCGAGGAGGAGAACCUCAAAUCGCUGGAGAAAUUCCAAAAAAUGGAGCUUGAGAAAAAGAAGACUCGUCCCACAAAGCGAGUCUUUACGGGCCCAACUAUACGCUAUCAUUCAUUGACAAUGCCCGUCAUGCGUAAGCCAACAGGUGCCACUACCAAGCUGUCCUCGGAUCCCAAUUAUGCCACAUCGAAAUGCGAGCGCACUUUUGUAACUAUCGAAAAUGAUUUCAAUGAUAAAGCGUUCCAUGCGAUCUUUCGCCCAAAGCGACCACCAAAGAGCUCGAGCGGCAUUUGUCCCAUCACCCGACUGCCAGCUCGCUACUUUGAUCCCGUGACCCAGCAGCCAUACUACAGCAUCCAAGCCUUCAAGAUCCUACGCGAGGCUUACUAUAUGCAACUGGAGCAGCAGAGCAGCAGCAGCGAACUGCCGGAGCUGGCAAAAUGGAUGGAGUGGCGAAAACUGGUCAAGGAAAAUCGUCAAAAGGCAGCCACAACCAACAAAAAUUCGGAAUAAUUAUUAAUAAGAAGAAUUUAGAUAAGAAGAGAGUUUAUUUAUAAGUAUUUUAUUGUAAAGAUUUUUAUCAAUUACUCAUUGGCAACUAUUGAUUGCAGAUGAGUUCUUAAAUGAACAACUUUCUAUUUCCGAGAUAUUCCAA
Drosophila grimshawi is the source of this 1380-nucleotide messenger RNA. It is a transcript of the gene YL-1, whose product is annotated as vacuolar protein sorting-associated protein 72 homolog. The transcript is spliced from 4 exons. Gene Ontology annotation, cellular component: nucleus. The coding region runs from base 186 to 1238 and encodes 350 amino acids. Lineage: Eukaryota; Metazoa; Arthropoda; Insecta; Diptera; Drosophilidae. Gene Ontology annotation, molecular function: ATP-dependent H2AZ histone chaperone activity. Gene Ontology annotation, biological process: chromatin remodeling; regulation of DNA-templated transcription. The record is from RefSeq and is a predicted model, not a curated record.